Molecule: messenger RNA, 1342 nt
Organism: Glossina fuscipes
Lineage: Eukaryota; Metazoa; Arthropoda; Insecta; Diptera; Glossinidae
Exons: 2
Source: RefSeq, a predicted model, not a curated record
ACAAUAUUUGUGUAAACGUUACGUCUUUUUGACACACCAGCUACCCCAAAAAGUAUUUGGGAAAAUUCGUCAGUAAAUCAUUUAUCUGCAGUUGCGGCGGCCGAGUCUACGAAAAAGCAAGAAAUGCUUUGUUUUGAAAACCUCAGAGAGUCCACGCCCGUUACCAUUGCAACAAUAGAGCUCUAGACAUCGUCAUGCAACCGUAGGCAGCUAAUGUACAUCCAUUUACACCAGAUAAAAUAUGAACAGCUCGAAGUGUGUCACAAAAAUGUAACAUAAGCGAAUUAAUGUAAACAACGACUGCACACUUUAAGGUCUGGAUUAUGUAACUUGCGAUAUUGUUGUCUGAGGUCGAAUUCUAGCAAAACAGAAAAACAAAGAAACAUGGUUAUGCAAAUACAAGUGAAUGAACAAUGCUAUGUUAAUGAGUGCAAAUUCACCCAAACAUGUAUGUCCAAAGAAAGAAUAAAAUAUUGAAUGAAAGUGUAUGUACUUAAAACCAAACUAUUUAUAUUUAACUUAAUAACAAUAAUAAAUACCAUAUUUAUAUUUAAUUUUAUGUCACUCGUAUAUGUUUAGAUUUAAAUAUGUCUGUUUUCAAUGAAAAAUUCCAUUGUGUCCUCUCACGACUUCUAUGGGACUACCCGAAGUUGUGGCGUCCGCGGGGUCCACAAUUCGGCCUGUUCGAGGAACUGGCCGAAAAAGUAAGCCAGGAGAUGGAGGAGCAAGUGUCCGCGGAAAAAGUAAAAAGCACAUUAAGAGCAAUCAGGAACCGUCUGGAACGACUGGAUAAAGGAUUGUCCGCCUCAAUGAAAACUGACGCAUACCUAUGGUAUGCGCGAGAACUUCAAUAUUGGCGGGCUGUUGAGGUAUUGCAGAACGCCGAGUUGAUGCAGAAAAAACGACGGCUCGAAGAGAGCCCUGAAACCGUAGGCAUCGACCUGGCUGAUGCCGCCCCGUUAAAAACAAAGGCAGAAACGAACGACUCCGCUCAAGCUGAUUUCGGGUCGUUCAAAGAGGAAGUCAUGGAACCAAUCCAGGAGGAUAACGACGGACCGUCCACUUCUGCGACGGCCGCGCAUGCGCUGAAAAAACAGCGGCGCGACGCGAGCCCUGAAGCUGUAGGCAUCGACCUGGCUAAUGCAGCCCCGUCAAAAACAAAGGCAGAAACGAACCACUGCGCACCAGUUGAUUUCGGGUCGUUCAAAGAGGAAGUCAUGGAAUCAAUCCAGGAGGAUAGCGACGGGCCGUCCACUUCUGCGGCGGCCGCGCAUGCGCAGAAAACACAGUGGCGCGACGCGAGCCCUGAAGCCAUAGGCAUCGACCUGGCUGAUGCCGCCCC